Molecule: messenger RNA, 2361 nt
Organism: Arachis ipaensis
Lineage: Eukaryota; Viridiplantae; Streptophyta; Magnoliopsida; Fabales; Fabaceae
Source: RefSeq, a predicted model, not a curated record
AUUUAUUUUUAUUUUAAAUCGGUGAUUUCUCAUAAAUAUAUUGAAGCGGGAACAAAGAAAAAACCGGAAGAGGAAUCAUUCAUCUCAAACUCAACGCCUUCUUCUGCAAGCUUGAUUCUUUUUCUCUUCUUCUCCAUGGCUCGAAACAAGGAAGCUUUGGUUUUGCUGCUGGAUGUGGGGCCAUCCAUGCACUCUGUUAUUCCUGAAAUUGAAAAAGUUUGUUCCAUGCUUGUGGAAAAGAAGCUGAUCUUUACCAAAUAUGAUGAAGUGGGUGUUGUCUUAUUUGGAACAGAAGAUACUGAUAACGAACUUACGGAAGAAGUUGGAGGAUAUCAACAUGUUGUGGUUUUGAAAAAUAUUAAAGUUGUGGAGGGAGAUAUUGUUGAGGCUCUACAGCAACUGCCUCGAGGAGCUACACAUGGUGAUUUUCUUGAUGCUAUUAUUGUUGGCAUGGAUAUGCUGAUAAAAAAGUUUGGAGAAACUAACAAGGGAAAGAAGCGUCUAUGUCUUAUUACAAAUGCACAAUGUCCAAUAAAAGAGCCAUUUGAAGGAACAAAAGAGGAACAAGUGACCACCAUUGCUAAACAAAUGAUCGUCCAUGGUAUGAGGAUGGAAAGUAUAAUUCUGAGAGGAAAGCUUAAUCAAGAUGCAAAUAAGAAAAUAAUGGACGAGAACGAUCAACUGUUACGUAUUUUUUCAACAGAAACUUCUGCAAGGUCAACAUAUGUGGAGAAUCCAGUUUCUUUGCUUGGUGCUCUUAGAACCCGAAAUAUAACUCCAUCCACAAUCUUUAAAGGGGAUCUUGAAUUAAGCCCAAAACUGAGGAUUAAGGUUUUGGUAUACAAGAAAACAGCAGAAGAAAAGUUUCCAACUCUCAAGAAAUUUUCUGAUAAGGCUGCUUCAACCGAUAAAUUUGCUACACAUGAAGUCAAAGUGGAUUAUGAAUACAAGAGUUCUCAAGAACCUGAUAAAGUUGUCCCGCCAGAUCAAAGAAUUAAAGGUUAUCGAUAUGGGCCUCAAAUAGUUCCCAUAUCCCAAGCUGAGUGGGAUGCUGUUAAGUUCAAACCAGAAAAAGGUCUGAAGCUUUUAGGAUUUACUGAUUCCUCCAAUGUAUUGAGACACCAAUACAUGAAAGAUGUCAAUGUCUUCGUAGCUGAAACAGGAAAUACAAAAGCCACACUUGCACUUUCUUCGCUAGCAAGGGCUAUGAAGGAAAUGAAUAAAGUGGCAAUACUACGUUGUGUUUGGAGACAUGGACAAGCGAAUGUCGUCAUUGGGGUCCUGACGCCCAAUCUAUCUGAUAAGGAAAAUAUUCCUGAUUCGUUAUACUUCAAUGUACUACCUUUUGCUGAGGAUGUGCGAGAGUUUCAAUUCCCUUCUUUCAGUAAUUUCCCUGCACCGAUACAGCCAAAUGAACAACAGCUAGAGGCCGCGGCUAACUUGGUAAAAAUGCUUGAUCUUGCACCACAAGGAAAAGAGGAAGUUCUGCUACCUGAUUUUACACCAAAUCCAGUCCUAGAGCGCUUUUAUCGCUAUCUUGAGCUCAAGUCAAAGCAUGCAGAUGCUGCAGUACCCCCUCUUGAUGAUACGCUCAAGAAAAUCACAGAACCUGAUGAUGAGCUCCUUCAACAAAACAAAUCUGUGAUAGAAAAAUUUCGUCGGUCUUUUGAACUAAAGGAAAAUCCGAGGCAUAAAAAGUCAAGGCGUUUAUUGAGAGAGGAAAGAUAUGGUUCCAGUGAGGAAAAUAGUAAAGGAGAAAUACCUGCUCUGGCUUCGAAUCUCAUUGAAGAUAAGUCAAAUGUUGAAGUCGACAACAUUGGAGAUCUGACUCCUGUACAAGAUUUUGAAGCCAUGUUUGCGCGCAGAGAUAAUCCAGAUUGGGUUGUAAAAGCAAUUGAUGCUAUGAAAAAUAAAAUUCAUGAUCUCAUAGAGGAUUCCCACGAAGGCGAUAACAAUUCGAAAGCAUUGGAAUGUUUAGCUGCGCUCCGCAAGGGAUGUAUCAAUGAGCAGGAACCGAAACAGUUCAACAAUUUCCUUCGCGAUCUUUGGAGUUUCUGUCAAGAGAAGAACCUUCAUGGUUUCUGUGAUUCUCUUUCUUCAAAAGGAAUCACCUUGAUCCCCAAAUCAGAAGCUGCAGACAGUGAAGUUACUGAAGAUGAAGCAAGAAGUUUCUUAGUCAAAUCUCAGCCAAAAGUUUGAAUGAUUACUUAACUGGAUGUGUUGAAAUAUUUAGGUCCUUUCUUUCUUGUAUAAGCAUCUCUGUUAGGCUACUGUAACAAUACAUUGUAAAUAUUAUUUGUACUCUAGCCUUAGAUUACUGCACUUGAUUUUCUUCAUUAGAAACAGAGUUUUUAACCCUUA